CUGUGCGCUGCUGAGCUGAGCUGGGGCGCGGCCGCCUGUCUGCUCCAGCAGCACCAUGUCACUCAUGGUCGUCAGCAUGGCGUGUGUUGGGUUCCUCUUGCUGCAGGGGGCCUGGCCACAUGAGGGUGGACAGGACAAGCCCUUGCUGUCUGCCUGGCCCAGCGCUGUGGUGCCUCGAGGAGGACACGUGACUCUUCUGUGUCGCUCUCGUCUUGGGUUUACCAUCUUCAGUCUGUACAAAGAAGAUGGGGUGCCUGUCCCUGAGCUCUACGACAAAAUAUUCUGGAAGAGCAUCCUCCUGGGCCCUGUGACCCGCGCACACGCAGGGACCUACAGAUGUCGGGGUUCACACCCGCACUCCCCCAUUGAGUGGUCGGCACCCAGCAACCCCCUGGUGAUUGUGGUCACAGGUCUAUUUGGGAAACCUUUGCUCUCAGCCCAGCCGGGCCCCACGGUUCGUGCAGGAGAGAACGUGACCUUGUCCUGCAGCUCCAGGAGCUCAUUUGACAUGUACCAUCUAUCCAGGGAGGGGAGGGUCCAUGAACCUAGGCUCCCUGCAGUGCCCAGCGUCAAUGGAACAUUCCAGGCUGACUUUCCUCUGGGCCCUGCCACCCACGGAGGGACCUACACAUGCUUCGGCUCUCUCCAUGACUCACCCUAUGAGUGGUCAGACCCGAGUCACCCACUGCUUGUUUCUGUCACAGGAAACUCUUCAAGUAGUUCAUCUUCACCCACUGAACCAAGCUCCAAAACUGGUAUCCCCAGACACCUGCACAUUCUGAUUGGGACCUCAGUGGCUAUCAUCCUCUUCAUCAUCCUCCUCUUCUUUCUCCUUCAUCGCUGCUGCUCCAACAAAAAGAAUGCUGCUGUAAUGGACCAAGAGCCUGCCGGGGACAGAACAGUGAACAGGGAGGACUCUGAUGAUCAAGACCCUCAGGAGGUGACAUACGCACAGUUGGAUCACCGCGUUUUCACACAGACAAAAAUCACCGCCCCUUCUCAGAGGCCCAAGACACCUCCAAUAGAUACCACCAUGUACAUGGAACUUCCAAAUGCUAAGCGAAGAUCAUUGUCUCCUGCCCAUGAGCACCACAGUCAGGCCUUGAUGGGAUCUUCUAGGGAGACAACAGCCCUGUCUCAAAACCGGGUUGCCAGCUCCCAUGUACCAGCAGCUGGAAUCUGAAGGCGUGAGUCUGCUUCUUAGAGUAUCGCUCUUCCUCACACCACAAAUCUGGUGCGUCUCUCUUGCUUACAAAUGUCUAAGGUCCCCACUGCCUGCUGCAGAGAAAACACACUCCUUUGCUUAGCCCACAAUUCUCCAUUUCACUUGACCCCUGCCCACCUCUCCAACCUAACUGGCUUACUUCCUAGUCUACUUGAGGCUGCAAUCACACUGAGGAACUCACAAUUCCAAACAUACAAGAGGCUCCCUCUUGACAUGGCACUUACACACAUGCUGUUCCACCUUCCCUCAUGCUGUUUCAGCUUUCUUCAGACUAUUUUCCAGCCUUCUGUCAGCAGUGAAACUUAUAAAAUUUUUUGUGAUUUCAAUGUAGCUGUCUCCUGUUCAAAUAAACAUGUCUGCCCUCAUUGCUUUAGGUAAUGUGACACUAUUCGCUGAAAGAAACCGCUGUUAUCAUUGCCAUGUCCACAUAACCCCAUCUGUUCUCCGCUGGGUUCUCACCCCUGGACUCUGAGCUUCUGGAACAGGGUGGAGCCUCAUUUGUCUCUGGGACUCCAAUUUCCAUCCAAAGAUGCAGCACAUAGGAGGUUCCAACGAUCAUGAAUCACAUGAACAAGUGAUAUUCUUACUCUCUGCAGACCUGGAAAGCUGGCAGAGUCACUCCACGAUGAAACAUUUGUAGAGUCAUAGGCCUUGUUAGUCUCAUCUCCGUGGGGACACAUAUCAACACAUCAUCUUUCAAACUAUAAAUAUACAGUCGCUCCUCCAUAUCUGUGGGGUUUACAGGUGUUUAUUGAACCAAGUAUAAAUCAAAAAUAUUCAGAGAAAAAGUCCACCAAGUUCCAAAAAGCAAAACUGUGUUGAAUGCACACAAAUGAGGGGGUGUGUAGGCUGUAUCAGGAAUUAUAAGUAAUCAAGAGAUGAUUUCAUGUAUACAGGAGGAUGUGCAUGGGUUAUAUGCAAAUGCUGUGCCAUUUCAUGUAAGAGGCUUCAGCAUCUGCAGAUUUUGGUAUCUGAGUGGAGAUCCUGGAACCAAUCACCCACGAAUAGUGAAGGAUGACCGUAUAUGACUUUUAUUUCUCAAUUUUAAAUAUAAAUCAUAAAAAAAUUAUAAUAACUAGAUAAAAACAAGAAGUGUUUUUAUAGUAUGAGAAUAAGUUUAGAUUUAUUUUUUCCUACGUGUAACCCUUUGGUUUAAUAUUGUUUAUUGAGAAGACAUUCUAUGCCACCUUAUACCACACGGCAGCCUUUGUCAACUAUAAAGGGACUGUGUGUACACGGAUGUAUUUUAGACACUGUUUCUGCUAAGGGGCUCUCUGUGUCCACUCUCUUGAGGAUGCUGCACUUUAUGUAGCCUCAUACAACCCUUUAAAUUUAGUAGCCAGAGCCCUCUAAUUUGUUAUUAUAGGCUAUUUGCUAUUUUUUUUUUCUUGAGGCGGAGUCUUGCUCUGUCGCCCAGGCUGGACUGCAGUGGCACAAUCUCAGCUCACUGCAACCUCCGCCUCCCGGGUUCAAGCGAUUCUCGUGCCUCAGCCUCUUGGGUAGCUGGCGUUACAGGUGCCUGCCACCAGGCACGGCUAAUUUUUGGAUUUUUAGCAGAGACACGGUUUCACUCUGUUGGCCAGGCUGCUCUCAAUCUCCUCAUCUCAG
Molecule: messenger RNA, 2833 nt
Organism: Gorilla gorilla gorilla (western lowland gorilla)
Lineage: Eukaryota; Metazoa; Chordata; Mammalia; Primates; Hominidae
Gene: KIR2DL4
Product: killer cell immunoglobulin like receptor, two Ig domains and long cytoplasmic tail 4
Exons: 8
Coding region: 56-1183 (375 amino acids)
Biological process (GO): immune response-regulating signaling pathway
Cellular component (GO): plasma membrane
Source: RefSeq, a predicted model, not a curated record